AGAGAGAGAGAGAAAAGGAGAGAGAGAGAGAUUUUUAUUGGAUGCCAAAGUUUGAAUCAGGUAAACGACACAAGUCCCACAACAAUCUCUCUCCUCAACAUACAGUAUAGAAUCUGAGCAUCUAGUCCGCUACUUUCGCUUCUGUGUCCGAUUCUAAAAAAGCUUAGGGUUUUACUCCAAAACUUGCAUUCACCAUCUUAGCUCUCGUCGGCCUCCGAUCUCUUCGUCGAAGGUUUCUAAUUUGUGAAUUAUAGACGAUAAUCCACUGUGUGUUUAGAGGAAUUUGGAUUUUAGAGUGAAUUUUUAUGAUUGUUGGGACUUGGGGUUUUUGGUCGUCAUUGUGGAUUAAGAAUUUAGCUUGGUUUUUAAGCUUUUGUUGGAAGGAUAAAAAAAAAUUGAAAUAUGAGGGCCUCAUGGGCAGAUUCUGUUGACAACGCAGCAGUUUCUGGAUCAUAUGAUAAUAAUGGGACAGGUGCAGGAGCUUCAGCUCCCACCAGGUCCUCUUAUGUUCCUCCCCAUCUUCGUAAUUGGCAACCUGCUCCUUCAUAUAGUGGCCCACCCUCUGGUAGUGAUAGGUCUGGCUAUGGAGGACCCACAACUGAAUUCCGCGGGGGUGGAUCUAGGUCUGACUAUGGACGCCAAGGAUAUGGUGGUGGGGGUCGGGGUGGCAGUGGUUGGGGUAGCAGAGGUGGUGGCUGGGGCAAAGCGCGGGAAGUAAAUCCAUUUGGUAAUGAUGACAUUGACGGCGAUGUGGAGCAUGCUAUUAGUGAGCAGGAAAAUUCAGGUAUUAACUUUGAUGCAUAUGAGGAUAUUCCGGUGGAGACAAGCGGGAAUAAUGUGCCGCCUCCGGUAAAUACAUUUGCGGAGAUAGACUUGGGGGAUGCACUGAAUCUAAAUAUUCGAAGAUGCAAAUAUGUCAAGCCGACUCCUGUUCAGCGUCAUACAAUACCCAUUUCUCUAGCAGGACGAGAUUUGAUGGCAUGUGCUCAGACUGGGUCUGGAAAGACAGCUGCUUUUUGCUUUCCAAUAAUUAGUGGAAUUAUGAGAGGAAAUUUUCAACAGAGACCACGUGGAAUGCGGACUGUGUUCCCACUUGCUUUGAUUCUAUCUCCUACAAGGGAGCUCUCAAUGCAGGUGGGCUUGUGA
Ilex paraguariensis (yerba mate) is the source of this 1146-nucleotide messenger RNA. The record is from the annotation of a GenBank genome assembly. Lineage: Eukaryota; Viridiplantae; Streptophyta; Magnoliopsida; Aquifoliales; Aquifoliaceae.